Eurypyga helias (sunbittern) is the source of this 397-nucleotide messenger RNA. RefSeq names its product t-SNARE domain containing 1 (gene TSNARE1). The transcript has 4 exons. Gene Ontology annotation, cellular component: membrane. The annotation marks the transcript as partial. Gene Ontology annotation, biological process: vesicle-mediated transport. The record is from RefSeq and is a predicted model, not a curated record. NCBI's taxonomy places the organism in Eukaryota, Metazoa, Chordata, Aves, Eurypygiformes, Eurypygidae.
GCAUGCAACCCAGCAGGAGACUAAUAAAACUAUCACGACUAGCACCAAAGCCAUCAAGCAGCUGUCUGAGGUUGUCAGAGGCUCAUCCAGGGUACGUCAAGAGCGACUUCAGCUGGACAGGCUGAAGAACCAGCUCUCAGAUGCCAUCCAGAGAUACGGAGCUGUGCAGAAGAAAAUAGCAGAGAAAUCCAAAGCUUUGCUUCCUACUGGGCAGAGAAGUACCAAACAGCAGAGCCCUAGGACCCCCUUCUCUGACCUACCUGAUGAUGAGAAGAUCUUUAACGGAGGAGAUGGCACGUGGCAGAACCAGAGCCAGGAUCAAGCCUUGCUCUCGGAAAUUACAGAAGAGGAUCUGGAGGCCAUCCGCCAGCGGGAAGAGGCCAUUCAACAGAUUGAG